AUGAAGGCUUCACCUCCAUCUUGGCGUGGCUCACCUGGAUGGGGACAUGCCUUUCCACCCUGGACUGGACUCCGCUGGCUUGUGGGGCUAAACACAACAAGAAAUCCUCGUCCUGGAGAAGUGAAUGGCAAAGAAUAUCAUUUUGUCACACGAGAGGCGAUGCAGACAAGGAUAGAAAACGGAGACUUCAUUGAGCACACAGAGUUUUCAGGGAACAUGUACGGGACGAGUAAAGAGGCUUUUCAAGACGUCCAGGCCAAGAACCUCAUCUGUAUACUUGACAUUGACAUGCAGGGUGUGAGGAGCAUUAAAAGGACCGACCUCAAUCCCAUCUACAUCUCUAUCCAGCCGCCAUCCAUGGAGGUCCUGGAACACCGUUUAAUAGACAGAAAAACGGAGUCAGAGGAGAGCCUCCAGAAGCGUUUACGUGCAGCCAGAGUGGAUAUGGAGAUUAGUAAAGAGCAAGGAUUAUUUGAUACAGUAAUUGUCAAUGAUAGUUUGGAGGAAGCUCAUGGGCAGUUAAAGGCAGUUCUUCUUGAGGUGAGUUACUGGUGCAGCACUCACACCUUAACUUGAAAUGAUCAAAACAAAACAAAUGCUACAAGUUGAGCAUCAACAAACAGGCUUUAUAACAUUUGCACAGAAGGCUUCACAGGCUUUUGAUUUAUGGGAAAUUUAAACGAGCCAGUUUAAAGCUAAAACCAAAUACUAAACUCAAAGAUGAAUUAAAUCAUUUUAAGUGUUAGCAUGCCAGGCUAAUCAGCUUGAUAGCUAUGUUAGUAACCCAGCCUUUCUUCUAAGAUAUUUGAAGUCAGCUUUUAGCUUGAGUAUUAGGAGUUACAAGUCCAACAUUAAAAAGCCAUCUCGCCAAACUUGCUCUUCUUGCACGGUGGAGGCAUUCAAGCCAGAGACAGUAUUGAACCUGUGCACACUGCUAUCUCUUCAGCAAGAGUUGCAUGGUCUUGUUCCACAUUUUUUUUUAUAAAUUGUUGUAGAUUUGUCUGUUUUUCAAACAUUACCUGUGUAGUCAU
Molecule: messenger RNA, 1031 nt
Organism: Labrus bergylta (ballan wrasse)
Lineage: Eukaryota; Metazoa; Chordata; Actinopteri; Labriformes; Labridae
Source: RefSeq, a predicted model, not a curated record